GGCGACGAGAAGCGGGGGCUGCUGUCCGUCGUCGCGCCGCUGCUGCGCCUGCUCAGCGUGGGCGAGGAGCCCCCAGAGCAGCCGGCGAGGCGGCCCCCGCCGUCGGGAGGAUGGUCCUCCAGUUCAUGCUCCUCGCCGCCGCUGGCGGGCGCGCCGGCGCAGCG
Messenger RNA from Prorocentrum cordatum, 164 nucleotides. The record is from the annotation of a GenBank genome assembly. NCBI's taxonomy places the organism in Eukaryota, Dinophyceae, Prorocentrales, Prorocentraceae.